GCCGCCGCGAGCCGGGAGCUGAGCCGAGACCCGGAAUCGGAACCGGAACCCGGAGCCGAGUCCAGGCCCCGAAUCGGAGCCGGCCGCAUGGGGCCGCGCGUGCUGCUAGUGCGCAUGGGCCGGCUGCCGUACGCCGACGCGCUGGCCCUGCAGGAGCGCUGGCUGCGGCGGCUGCAGGCGGCGCAGGGGCCGGGCGCCGAGGCCGGCGCGCUGCUGCUCGGGGAGCCCGCGGGGCCAGUCUACACGGCCGGCCUGCGGGGCGGGCUGCGGCCCGGCGAGGAGACGCGGCUGCGGGCGCUGGGCGCCGACGUGCGGCGCACGGGCCGCGGCGGGCUCGCCACCUUCCACGGGCCCGGGCAGCUGUUGGCCCACCCGGUGCUGGACCUGCGGCCCCUGGGCCUCCGGCUCCGGACGCACGUGGCGGCGCUGGAGUCCUGUGCCGUGGGCCUGUGUCGCCGCUUGGGCCUCCCGGACGCGCACGCGCGGCCCGCGCCCUACACCGGCGUCUGGCGGGCCGAGCGCAAGAUCUGCGCCAUCGGAGUCCGAUGUGGAAGGCAUAUCACAUCCCAUGGCCUGGCUCUGAACUGCUGCACAGAUCUGGCGUGGUUUGAACACAUUGUACCCUGUGGCCUGGCAGGAAUGGGAGUCACCUCCCUCAGUGAAGAGCUCCAGAGGCAGAUCACUGUGGAAGAGGCCAUGGAACCCUUUCUGGAAGCCUUUGAAGAAGCCUUCAAAUGCACAUUGACAUUGCAUGAAGAGAAUAGUGACUGACAGACCUUUCCCAAGGGACCAGCCUCAGGAACCCAGCAUCAAUCAAACUCUUGGCCAGCCUGAGAAAUGGUCUGGGAAUGGACAAAGAUUCUAUGUAAUGAACAUUGGACGUGGGAGUCAGAAGGUCAAGAUUCAGAUCUGAACACUGAUACUUAACCAGUCAUUAUCUUAGACAAGUCACUUCUUCCCUUUGGGUCUUAGUUUCUCCAUGGAUAAAAUGGGGAAUGUCAUAUUUGCACUAUCUACCUCACAAGGCUGUUGUGAGGAAAGAGUUUAAUUUUAGGGAAAGGAAUUGAGAGAUGGUUUCAUAUCCCUGUUCUAACCCAUGUCCACUGGGUGGACUAGACGCUUCAUCUUGAGCUUUCAUUCUCUUGAAUGAGGUAAUAACAGUUGUACUACCUACCUCACCAGAUAAUUGUGAAGAAAGUGCUUUGUAAGUCUUAAAGGACUAUAAAAUGAGAUUUUAUAUAUAUAAAUAUAUAUUCAAAACCUAAAAGUGAGAGAUCUUUAUUUAACAACCUCAUAGUGGUAUAUGUCAUACUAAUAAGGGAAGACAGACCAAAAAGAGUGGGUAACCCUCAUAUUUACCCAGGGUCAAGACACCUGGUAGGAAGAUAGUGCAGUCAAGAGAGAAACAUUUAGUAAGUGGCUCUUAAUUUAUUAGAAUAAUGGGAAGAGACCUUGGAAGUCAAAUGGUCCUUUUACAGAUGGGAAAAGCUAAGCCCAAAUAGAUUACAGGAUUUUUCCAAGGCUACAUAAGUAGUCACUGGGAAAUCUAGAAUUUAGUAGUAUUUCACCUGACUUCCAAUUCAGAGAUGUCUUUUCUGUUUCUUAAUACCAACUUCAAAUUUCCAACAGAGUUGAGUACUGAGCCUUGUUAAGUAAGUAUUUGUUGGCUAAAUGAUUGUAGGUGAAUUUCAGGCAUAUCCCCUGGGCCACAUCUUCUAUCUAAAUAGCUAGUACCAUUCUCCUAUCUCAUAAAGCUGUUUAUCAUAUUACAGCAUCAUGAUUGCAUAGCCAAGAAACUGUUUUCAUUGAAUCCUGAACUUGUGAAGGCCUUUAAAAGUCUGAUCCUGUUCCCAAAUCCAGGACUGUUCAGGAGUGUUCACAAUAAUCCUUCACAGGUUUGGUAUCUGUCUUAACUUAGCAUUUAGUCUCUUCAACACAAUAACUCUCCUGUAAAAUGUAAAGUUUAGAUCUUUAAAAUUUACUCCAGUCCCUGAUCUUUGUUCUUUAAUAACAUUUCUAACACUCUGUGGUCUGUGCUCUAAAGACUAUUCUUCACAAGU
Sarcophilus harrisii (Tasmanian devil) is the source of this 2060-nucleotide messenger RNA. RefSeq names its product lipoyl(octanoyl) transferase 2 (gene LIPT2). Gene Ontology annotation, biological process: protein lipoylation. Gene Ontology annotation, molecular function: lipoyl(octanoyl) transferase activity. The transcript is spliced from 2 exons. Bases 88 to 771 code for a protein of 227 amino acids. Gene Ontology annotation, cellular component: mitochondrion. The record is from RefSeq and is a predicted model, not a curated record. NCBI's taxonomy places the organism in Eukaryota, Metazoa, Chordata, Mammalia, Dasyuromorphia, Dasyuridae.